Messenger RNA from Porites evermanni, 867 nucleotides. The record is from the annotation of a GenBank genome assembly. NCBI's taxonomy places the organism in Eukaryota, Metazoa, Cnidaria, Anthozoa, Scleractinia, Poritidae.
CAAGCUUCCAUUCCUCUGCGACAGUUGCUGUCCAAAGAAAUCAAGUCAAACGUAUGUGGUCCAAACCUCACUUGAACUCGGGCCUAUGCCUCCUCGGACAAGGAACAAUCAAUGUCAGACAGAGUACGGGAGGGCGCGUCAGCAAUAUUUUUGUUCGAUGGGACAAAUGCAAAGCAAAGUUUCCAGCUCAAGGCAUUUCUUCUAUCUUUUUCAACUCCUGAUUCACGAGAGAACUCUUACAACCACCAUUUUCCCAGGCUGCUCGGAGAGUCAUGUUCUGUCCACACAUUGUUUCUUGCAUUUGCGAUAGAAGGGAAAAAGGAGCUCAAAGCGUUACAUAAAGCCCUGGCCUCAAGGGCAUUGAUAUCACGUUCAAGGUUGAUCUCGUAUUUGCUGGCUUAGACAAUCUUUUACCAAGACUGCUCUCCAGGCCCUCUGGGAGGCGUUGCUGAACAUUAUGACAGAGAGAUGAUGUCCCGACCGCUAAGGUAAGUGGCCAGACCAGUUGUCUAGGGAAGUCCAUUCCUGAAGUUCCUGUCACAAAGGUCUCUGAAUUGGAACAGAAAUCUUCGAAUUCUUGGCAACAGGGCUGAUAGCUUUAAACACCUCCUGUUCAUACAACUUACAGGCUGGGAUUGCAAGAUUAAAUGAUAGUGCUUUUCGUGUGAAAUGCUCCAAGCUCUUUAAGCGGGGAAAAGAUGAUCCCAAGAGUUUCUCACACGGCGCUUUAAUUUUCUCCUUUUAUCUAGUGGAACUAGAAAGGCUUGCAAUACAGAAUCGGAGAUGAAACCCAGGAAUUUAACAGAAGUAGACAGCUGUGGAGAACUCUUUGCAAGGUUAACAAACUAUCUCGCUGAAAUGAGAUGA